AUGGCUAGAACUUCAAUAAGCAAGGAUCAUAAUGUUGCACACAAUAUUUUGGCCAAACGAACUCUACCGAUCCUCAAGCAACUGCUUCACCGACCAGCUCCACCUGUUUCGACCCCAUCCCGAUCUAUCACUUACAUACCCCGACCAGGUGACGAUGCUCCUCGCCAUGUCACCUUAAUCCCUGGAGAUGGGAUCGGUCCCCUCGUUACCGGAGCUGUGGAGCAAGUAAUGGAUGUGAUGCACGUGCUGAUUUACUUCGAAAAGUUCGACGUUCAUGGUGACAUGAAAACCAUACCAACAGAGUUCAUAGAGUCGAUUAAGAAGAAUAAAGUGUGUUUCAAAGGUGGUUUGAAUACUCCCAUGGGUGGAGGGGUUAGUUCGUUGAAUGUGCAGUUAAGGAAAGAGCUUGAUCUGUACGCUUCGCUUGUAAAUUGUUUUAAUUUGCCUGGUUACCCACGCACCAUAAAAAUGUUGAUAUUGUGGUGA
Lactuca virosa is the source of this 486-nucleotide messenger RNA. NCBI's taxonomy places the organism in Eukaryota, Viridiplantae, Streptophyta, Magnoliopsida, Asterales, Asteraceae. The record is from the annotation of a GenBank genome assembly.